AUGGGUGUUCCCUCAUUUUUUAGAUGGUUAUCCAGGAAGUACCCUAAAAUUAUCUGCCCUGUGUUGGAAGAAUAUCCUCAAGUAGUUGAUGGAGUCGCAUUACCUAUAGAUUAUGCAUCGCCCAACCCUAAUGGAGAAUUAGACAAUUUAUAUCUAGAUAUGAAUGGUAUUGUCCAUCCAUGUUCUCAUCCUGAAAAUAAACCCCCACCAGAGACAGAAGAUGAGAUGCUAUUGGCUGUUUUUGAAUACACUAAUCGUGUUUUAAAUAUGGCAAGACCACGUAAAGUCCUUCUUAUGGCUGUGGAUGGUGUUGCACCUCGUGCUAAAAUGAAUCAACAAAGAGCUCGUAGAUUUAGAAGUGCCAGAGAUGCUCAAAUUGCUAACGAGGCUCGUGAAGAAGAAUUGAGAGAAAGAGAAAAUUACGGUGAAAUUAUUGAUGACGCAUUGAAGAAGAAGAAAACGUGGGAUUCAAACGCGAUUACACCUGGUACUCCCUUCAUGGACAAAUUAGCGGCUGCCUUAAGAUAUUGGACUGCCUUUAAAUUAGCUACCGAUCCAGGUUGGAAAAAUUUGCAAGUCAUCAUUAGUGAUGCCACAGUCCCUGGUGAAGGUGAACAUAAAAUUAUGAAUUUUAUUAGAUCCCAACGCGCUGAUCCUGAAUAUAAUCCAAAUACCACACAUUGCAUUUAUGGUUUAGAUGCAGAUUUAAUUUUCUUGGGUUUGGCUACCCAUGAACCUCACUUCAAAAUUUUGAGAGAAGAUGUCUUUGCUCAAGAUAAUCGUAAAAGAACAACUUUCAGUGAUAACAUGUCUGAGGAAGAAAAAGAACUGAUAAUGAAAAAAGAUGCGGAAAAACCAUUUCUUUGGCUACACAUCAGCGUAUUAAGAGAAUAUCUUGCUGCCGAAUUAUGGAUCCCUAGACUUUCAUUCAAUUUCGACCUUGAACGUGCUAUUGACGAUUGGGUUUUCAUGUGUUUCUUUUGCGGUAAUGAUUUUUUGCCUCAUCUACCAAGUUUAGACGUUAGAGAAAAUAGUAUUGAUAUUCUUUUAGACAUUUGGAAAGUCAUUUUGCCAUCAUUGAAGACAUAUAUGACAUGUGAUGGCUUUUUAAAUUUAGAGUCCGUAGAGAUUCUCUUAAAACAAUUAGGUGAUCGAGAACCUGAUAUCUUUAAGACAAGAUAUAUUCAAGAAGUAAGAAAACAAGAAGCUUUUGAAAGAAGGAGAUUACAAAAUGGUAAGAAUAUAUCAAAAGGUCAAGAUAGACAUCCUACUAUACCGAAUGAACAAUUGCAAUUGUAUGAUACUUCAGGCAAAUUAGCAGCUGGCUCAUGGAACUUGACUACCAGUGAUAUGGUAAGACUAAAAAAGGAAAUAAUGCUAGCUAAUGAAGGUGAUCCAGACGCAAUCGCUAUAGUAAGAGCACAAAGUGAUAAAAAUAAUGAAUUGGUCAAAAACAUUACCGAAGAAGAAAUGGAAAAAGUUGUCGAUGAAGCUAACAAAAGAAAUUUCAAAGUAGCAGAACUUAUGAAGAAAAAGCUCUCUGCUAGAAAACAUAAACUAGAAGAAGAAGAGCAAAAUGCUGAUAAAGAUGUCGAAGAAGACAAAGAAAACCCAAUGAAAAAAGUUAAGACCGAGGAUGAAAAUUUGACUAAUGAAAUAAAAUCUGAGGUUGAAGCUGCUGUCCAAGAAGAAGAGGACGAUAACGAUGAUGAAUCAAGUGAAGAAAGUGACGUUAAGAACAACAUUGUAAAAAAGAGCGCUGGGUCUAUUAUUUCCAGUGGGGAUAUUACAUCCGGUGUAAUUGACACCGAUGAUAACGUGAAAUUAUACGAAUCAGGAUAUAGAGAGAGAUAUUAUACUGAGAAGUUUCAUAUCUCUAAGGAUGAAAUUGAAAUUGUUAGAAGAGACAUGGUUCGCUCGUAUGUCGAGGGUGUCUCAUGGGUUCUAAGAUACUAUUAUCAAGGUUGUGCUUCAUGGAACUGGUACUACCCCUUCCACUAUGCUCCAUUCGCCUCUGAUUUUUUUGAUAUCAAGGAUAUUAAAGUAGAAUUUGAUUUAGGAGAACCAUUUUUACCAUAUGAGCAAUUAAUGAGUGUUUUACCGGCAGCAUCUGGCCAUACAUUGCCUCCAAUAUUUCGUCCUUUAAUGAGUGAAGCAGAUUCCCCUAUCAUAGACUUCUAUCCCCCAGAAUUCCCAAUUGAUAUGAACGGUAAGAAAAUGUCCUGGCAAGGCAUUGCAUUACUUCCAUUUAUUGAUGAAAAAAGACUGCUUGAAGUUGUGAGGGCACAGUACCCAAAAUUAUCAGACGCUGAAAGAUCAAGAAAUGUUAGGAAAGAGGCUAUUUUACUUAUCAGCAAUAAGAACGUAAAUUAUGAGAAAUUUUCAAAAAAACUAUACCAAAGUGAAGAUCUAGCUGACGAUUUUGAAAUAAAAUUCAGACAUUUCAAGAGUGGUCUCAGUGGUAUUGUUUCAAUUGAUGAAGAAGGCUUUAAGUUAAAUAGUAAACUGUUGUGCCCUCUGGAAAGUACAUCUUUACCCGAGCUAUCAACUAAUCUGUUUCUGAAGGCACUUUUCAAGUUUACGCCGCUGCCUGCAAACAAUAAAUCCGUUAUAUUGAAUGGCUACAUCCCUGCUGAGGCUACAUUGUCUGUAUAUGAUGUAGAUUCAAUCCUCUAUAAAUAUGGUGGCAAUAAUUUCCAAAGAAACAACAGGUUUUUUGGAAACGACAUGAAGAAGAAUGUAGUAAAGGUGGGGCCAUCUGGUACUACGCAAUAUAAACCAAGGGAGGGCGGCUAUCGUUCCUUUUUCUACUUUUCGAAUGCCAAAAAUGCCAACAAUACUAAUAGGAAUGGUAGUUAUAAUAAUGUUCAUCAACAAAGAGGCCAACAAACGAAUUACAGAGGUGCGAGGGACAGUGGCGGAAGUUAUAACAAUGGAUACAUCAAGAACAACUAUAAUAAUCAACAAGGACGUAGGUACAAUAACAACAGUCAUCAAAAUUACAACAAUAAUUCAGAUUACAAUAGGGGUGGUUAUUCAGGCCAAAGCAGAUACAACAACAAUGGUAACUACCAAAACAGUCGUUAUCAGGGCGGUAAUGAAGGGUAUCGACGUUUUUAG
Kazachstania africana CBS 2517 is the source of this 3120-nucleotide messenger RNA. RefSeq names its product ssRNA exonuclease RAT1 (gene RAT1). Bases 1 to 3120 code for a protein of 1039 amino acids. Gene Ontology annotation, molecular function: RNA binding; 5'-3' RNA exonuclease activity. Gene Ontology annotation, cellular component: nucleus. The transcript has a single exon. The record is from RefSeq and is a predicted model, not a curated record. Gene Ontology annotation, biological process: nuclear-transcribed mRNA catabolic process. Lineage: Eukaryota; Fungi; Ascomycota; Saccharomycetes; Saccharomycetales; Saccharomycetaceae.